AGUGGGCACCGUUGUAUCAGUGCAACAAGACGAAGAGUGAACACUUCCCAAAACAAAAGGAUCGGACCAUAGACUGCAUCCAUCAGAGAAAGAGUUCACCCUUCGCAAAACCCUUCGCAAAAGCCCAGGGCAGUGCAGAGACAUGUGCGCUAUGUGGAUCUGGGUGCUCCUCCCGUGCACAUUGAUCAUUGCGUCCUGUGCCCGCUGAGCUGCUGCUCUGACCGCGGGGGUGCAAUCAGACAUGGACACGGACACACGGAGCAGCGGGACCAAGCUCUUCUACCAGGUCAAGCCCUCAGGAUGUAGGAGAGUUCUAAAGAUCGUUUCUGGGAAGUCCAUCCAGACCCAAACCGUGGUCACCUCCUCUGUCCAUGUCGUGUCCUCUCUGAUGACGCAGUCCAGAGAUCCUAUCCCACCAGUCAAACCCAUGAGACCACUGACUGCUGCAGUACUGAGCCAUGUCCAUUCUAAAGCACAAGUCCAACCAUCUGUCCAGCUCUGUGUCUCUCCAACACUGUCUACCCCACCUACAAAGCCUACCCACUCCACUCCAGCAACUAUUUCUCUUGGCAGCUGCGUAAUAGAAGUGCCUGUUCAACCUAGUACAACCCCCCAAAAAACAAUACUGGGUGUCCCUAAUGACAAAUCUGCAAAUUGCAAAAUAAUUGUCAAAUUACCUACAAAUAGCAAUGAUAACCUUAAUACAAGCCUUGCUCCCAUUCCGCGAUUGACUGAGUUGAACACAAUUCGAAGUUUUACCAAAGUCACAAACACUGCCAACCCUGGACCUGUAUCAGACAAGCAAACUCGCAAACUGAUUCUGUGCUUGCCUCAAAGACCCAACAGUCCAAACAAGUGGGUGGUUGAAGAUAAUGGACUCAACUCCUUGUCCUCCUCUCAAGCUUCGGUCAUUCCUGAAGAUAUUACCAGCAUGGUGGAAGUUGUGGCCAAAAGAGAACAAACAAACAAAAACUGUGCAAUGACCCUGGCUCCCACAGAGAUGGAGGAGAGGCCAGAAUGCUCACUGCUCAUGUGGAAUGAUAAAGUGUUCUUCCGGGUUGAGAAGCAAGCGCUAAAGGCAGGAGCAGUUGAAGACAUAGACCUCUGUGCUGAUGGUGUUUAUGAGGCAGAUGCUUGUGAUGAAGACAGUGUGAGCUUUGUGGGAUGUUAUGUUCAGAGCUCCAGAGCUAAGGAAGGGGCAGGGGGAGAGACAGGCACAGCACCCAGGGACCACAGCUCCUCAGCACAACUUGCAUCCAGCAAAGUGGGUCCAAUGCCAAGGGCCCACCACGUACAGAUAUCCAGUCCUUCACCUUCUCUGUGUGCAUUGGCGGACCACAAACUGAAGCAGAUGUUUGGUAUAACCUCAGAGGUAGAGAUCAGACUGCCCCGUGUGGCUUGCCUCGACAUGGUGAGGAGCUCUGCCUCUCAAGCCCCGCCCUUGGACUACACCCAACCAAUUGAGGAAGACUUCCUGUGUGAUGCAGACCCACCCCAUUCUCAGGGCUGUCCCCAGGUAGAGGCUGCGCCCAGCCGGGUGGGACGCACUCGCAAACGCACUAAGUGUCCCUGCUGUUCCCCGGCCGCUCUGCUCCGGCACCACGCCCACAAGAGACGCUCCAAACCUGGGGCUGGGGACAAGAGGGAGACCGCUCGGAAACAGCUCAGGCUCACCACCACGCUCAUCACCCCAAAGACGGACACACUAACCAACCCACUGACCGCCCACAAGGUGGUCAAACUGCUGCCCGCCCUGCCAAACAAUCUGUUCACCCCAGCCUCUGCCACACUAACCACCCCCAUGACGAUCGCUACAAACACCCCAGCGACCACCACGACUCCCAUCCCGAUGGAUGCUAACCCUAUUCCAAUAGAUGGGAGUUGUGUAAGCGGCCAGAUUCAAGUCCUACCUAUGCCAGCCACAGUGACCACCCCACUGACCCUCCACACAACCAGGAACACGGAUUGUGAGGAGCUACAGAUGCAUAGAGAGAUCCAACUGCUACGAGAGGCACUCCGUCUGAAAGAGGCAGCACUGGAGAAACUAAAGAGCAAGAACACUUAAAGGGCCCAUAUUACACAGUUUUGUGAUCUAUGUUAUAAUGUUUCCUCAUCAAGAACAGAUGUGUUGUGCUUUGUUUUAUCCACAUGUUUAACACACAAACCCUGCAUAUUUAGGCUGAGUUCUAGGCUAUGUUUAGGCUCCUUCCACUUUGUGCUGUUAUGUGGCAAUACAGGAAGUGCUCCACUGUUUUUAAACGCCAUACACCUUCACUAGAAUCAUUUGGAUAAUUUCAGGCUACUAAAUACAAAGUAAUGGGUAGCUGUUAACUUGAAUACUAUUUCAUGACUUCUGAAGGAUAUACCUAAUAAAGCUUCUUAGGUGAAUACUGUUUUAAUGAAGUCACACAUUGAGUUGAACACUGAUUUAAUGCUUAAACACUGAAAGUUUAUUUAUUUUAUGAUUUAUUUAUCCGCUAUAAUAGUGUCUUUUAAAGCAAACAUUGUGUGUUCUGAAUAACGGGAGGCAGCUGUGUGUUUUGCAGAAAUUCCUUUAAAGAGAUAAGGCAGCCAAAGAUGUCUCCAGGUUGGACUUAUUUGAGGAAAAACAGACUGGUGCAGCCGGGGAUGUCGGAGAGAAGUGAAAGAUGUUUGUAGGAGGAACCAAGGCGUGAACCAUAUUAUUUGCAUAUUCAUAUUGUUGUUUUUUUUUAUCUCUGGGUCUAGGGAAAGGUAGGCAGUCAGAGCACCUGGCUUAAGUCCUACAAUGACAACGAUCUGACCCAGGGCUCUGUAUUAGAAAUGUACUGGACAGGGAAUACAUUUUUGUGAUUUUAACAGAUUAAUUAAUUCCAGUCGUCAUUUUUGAUAGAACACACCUAACACAUCACAAGCUGGAACAGAGCAUUUUGAACUCUGUUCCAACUUGUAGGAUUACUCAAACAUGUGAUUGAACAACAACUGCAGUUUUUAUGAGGUUGCAGCAUUAUAACAUGGCUUAAAGUUCACAAGAGUCAGUUUUACGGAAUAUAGGACCAUUUAAAGUGGCUGUUUCUCAAAUGCUAGGCACCUCGGCAUGCCAUGCAAGUCUGUUCUUUUCUCCCCCUCCCCCAAAUACUUUUUGUGUGUAUAUUGUUUAUGGAAUAGGAUCCAGGUGGUGCUCAAGCUGCCUCUUUGACUUAAGUGCCCUCGUGGUCAACACAUUUUUUUAGGUUUAAUAUUUGCCCCAUGAAGACAUCAGAUGUGUAAAAGUUGUUUUAAACACUCAACAAUAAAAUAAUGUCAGUGUC
Molecule: messenger RNA, 3290 nt
Organism: Periophthalmus magnuspinnatus
Lineage: Eukaryota; Metazoa; Chordata; Actinopteri; Gobiiformes; Gobiidae
Exons: 3
Coding region: 242-2065 (607 amino acids)
Source: RefSeq, a predicted model, not a curated record